UUUCUGAAAUCUUUGAAGUGAAAUGUCAUCUGAUUGAGACCUGCAUGAAAUUUGUAUGGUGAUUAAAUUUAUCUUCCAAGUAAAAAUAAUGAAUUCACAAAAAUGGAAUACUGAAUAUGUAAAGGGAAAAAUGCUGCAGUACAGACAUCUUCAUAUCCUUAAGUAGAUUUUCUAUAUCAUUAGAAAAUUUACAGUUGAAAGUUUUUAGGCAUUAAUAUUUAAAAGCAAUUUUUGUUUGCUUAUUCCUAACUUUGGUUCAUAGACUGUUCACUAUGAAUGCCUGGAAUCAUACAAAUGAAGCUGACUUGAUGCUUGUGGGACUGACAGAUUCCAAGGAGAUUCAGCUGGUCCUCUCUGUGCUGUUUCUCCUGAUUUACAUGCUCACUGUAUUGGGGAACAUAGGCAUGAUACUGAUCAUUCAUCUAGAUGUCCAGCUUCACACUCCAAUGUAUUUUUUCCUCACCCAAUUGUCAUUCCUUGACCUCAGUUACUCAACUGUCAUCACACCUAAAACCUUACAGAACCUGUUGACCUCCAUAAAGAGUAUUUCCUUCAUCGGAUGCUUCACCCAAUUGUAUUUCUUUGUCCUAUUGGCAGCUGCUGAAUGUUUUAUACUCUCCUCAAUGGCCUAUGACCGUUAUGUAGCUAUCUGCAACCCUCUACACUAUCCAGUUAUUAUGUCCCCUAGGCGCUCAUAUGCUCUCAUCACUGGGUCCUACAUGAUUGGAGCGAUGGAUUCCUCUGUCACUGUCUUUUGCUUAAGUACACUGAAUUUCUGCCACUCCAAGGUAAUUCAUCAUUUCUUUUGUGACACAUUUCCAAUUUUAGCUCUGUCCUGCAGUGAUACUUACGCUGCAGAAGCCACUAUAUUCAUUUUAGCUGGUUCUACUCUUUUGCUGUCCCUCAUCACAAUAUCCUCAUCCUAUAUAUCUAUUCUAUCUACAAUUUUGAAGAUAAAUUCUUCUUCAGGUAAGCACAAAGCCUUCUCCACUUGUGCCUCGCAUCUUAUAGGAGUCACUGUUUUUUAUGGUACAAUGAUCUUUACAUAUUUAAAACCAAGUAAGUCCUACUCCUUGGGAAAGGAUCAAGUAGCUUCUGUCUUUUAUACUAUUGUGAUUCCCAUGCUGAACCCACUUAUUUACAGUCUCAGAAACAAAGAAGUGAAAAGUGCUGUCAUGAGAGUUGUGAAGAAGAGAGAGUGCACCCAGAAAUUAAAAUAA
Grammomys surdaster is the source of this 1220-nucleotide messenger RNA. Its product is annotated as olfactory receptor 8H1-like. Gene Ontology annotation, biological process: G protein-coupled receptor signaling pathway; sensory perception of smell. Gene Ontology annotation, molecular function: odorant binding; G protein-coupled receptor activity; olfactory receptor activity. NCBI's taxonomy places the organism in Eukaryota, Metazoa, Chordata, Mammalia, Rodentia, Muridae. The transcript has 2 exons. The coding region runs from base 273 to 1220 and encodes 315 amino acids. Gene Ontology annotation, cellular component: membrane. The record is from RefSeq and is a predicted model, not a curated record.